This is a messenger RNA of Melanaphis sacchari, 2858 nucleotides long. RefSeq lists its product as uncharacterized. The record is from RefSeq and is a predicted model, not a curated record. NCBI's taxonomy places the organism in Eukaryota, Metazoa, Arthropoda, Insecta, Hemiptera, Aphididae.
GGUAUGAUAACGUCGUGUUGCGUAUGUCUCUUCAAUCUUCAGUACUCAGUGUACUCACUACUCACUUCUCAAAUGCUCAAUACUCAAUAUUCAAUACUCAUAAUUCACUUGACUAUAUUAAUAGUAUUUGUUGUCUUCGUGUCUUAAUAGGCCAAUAUUUAAAGACCACCAAAAUGUUGCGCUGCACAAGAUUCUUAAGUAAUUUAGAAAAGAUUAAUGUUGAUUACCCGGAAGAUAAAAUUUUCCAAAUAAAUAAUGAAUUUCUAAGAGUAGUAGAAGAAAUAUGUGAUGGAUUACUUAAUGUGGAGAUUGUAUAUACCUGUUUGACUUUAGAUUCACAUAUGUGUCACAUUAUAAAAUAUUUAUCUUCAAUAAUAAAACAUUUUCAAAAUGUUGAUAUUACUGAACCUCUUGAUGUCAUAAAUUUCACUCUAUUUAUGAAAUUAAGUCGACUUACUACUAAGUUUAAAACUUUAGUAAUAUCAGAAUUAAUUGAUGACAAUUUCAUAAUAAAAAAUGAUGAUCAUUUGUUUAAUUAUGAAAAGGAAGAAUGUAUUUGCAAUACUUAUAAAUCAAAACUAAAAUACUUUAAAACUAAUUCUGAUAAUUCAGAAAUUUACAUGAUUAAUGAGCAUUUUACUAAUUUUCUAAUUGAAUAUGUGAGAUUGCUAUCAAAACUAAAAACUAAAGAUAUUCCACUAGAAAAAAAUAUUAAACUCCUAUUAGAUGUUGCUAGUGACGAGAUUUUAGCAAAAAAUUUUCAUUUUAUUUCAGAUAUUCUUCCUCAAACAACAAAAUUAAUUAUUUUGCAAAAAAUUACAAAUUGUAUUAUCAAACCUGAAUUUAAUUUACAAGAUUGUGAAUUUCUACAGUCUAAAAAUAAAGAUUACAAGUUAGAAAUAUGUGCUGUAAUAUUUUUUACACUUCAGAAUAUUUGUGAACAUUUAGAAAAUGAAAAUAUCAAUCAAUCAUCACUAAUUUUAUCCAAGUUUAAUGUCGAAAGUGUUAUUUCUUUAAUUGAUUCAUCUCCUGAUUUUUUUUUUGAAAGUACUUUUGAAGAAUCAACUAAACUUAUUACUUUUAAAAAAUACAAAAAAGUUAAAGAAAUACCUUCAGAAAAAAUCAAAAAGUGUUUACAAAUUUUAGAAUUAUUAAACAUUUCAUUAAGAUGUCAUCAAGUACAAAUUAAGAAUAGUCCAUUUUCAUUAGUACUGCUAUCCAUUCUUUCAGAGUUUGUUAUGGCUACUAGUCUUGAUAAUUUCAGUAUCAUAAAAUUGAUUACAAUAAUUAUUGGGUUUUUAAAAAUUUGUGGACUUCCUAUGCAUUUUUCUGCGGUAUCUUUUGCGUUCAAUAUUUAUCAGAAAUUGAAAUCUGACGAUGAGCUGGAACCUAAAUUAGUAAACUUGUUUAAAAGUAUAUCAAUCAGGUUAAACAAAGAUAGCUUACAAAAACAAUAUAUUACAAAGGAUUUAGAAAAAAUCAUACAUGGUGAAAACAAUUGGGUAGAUACAGCAAUUAUAGUAUCAUGCUUUUUGGGUGAUCUUCCCGAAACAAGAUUGAUUUCAGAUAAGUGUUUAAUUGAUAUUUAUAAUGAUCUUAAUGAAUAUGUUAUACUUUCUUCCAACUAUAUGUGUUCACAAAAUCAUCUAUUAAUUUACCCUUACUGUAUAUCGUUGAAUUUUUCAAUAAUAAACCAAAAGGAUGAUUGUUUAUUCAAUAAUCUAGCUGUACUUGAUGACUACAUUACUAUUUUAUUCAAUGAAAAUGUAAAAGUGCAAUUAGAAGAUAAAAAAUUUUUUUUAAGUACCAUUUUUAAACAUUAUGAUGUAAUUGCUCACUGUAUACCAAAAGAGUUCUUAUUAAAAUGUUGGGAAUAUAUAUUGAACCCUAUGAACAUGGAUGAUAAAAUUUCUAAAAAGUUAUUGGAUCUGUGUUCUUCUAAUGACUUAAUAAAGUUUAUAAGUAUUUUGAAAACUGAAACAAUUAAACUCAUUGAAGGAAAUGAACCAGCUAUAAAUCAAGAUUAUUAUGAAUAUAUACAUGAAUUAUGGUCUUUUUUACUGAACAUUCAAUUAUUUAAUCAAAAGAAAAAAAUUCGCAAGGAUAAUAUAAAUCAUUUUUGUUUUGUUUUAAAUCGAACUUUCUUAUUUAAUACGAAAAAGAUUCAAACAGAACAAGGUUUGAUUUUAUUAUUAAAAUUAGUUUGUGCGUUACUUCAAGUACCAUGGAUAAACAAAACUACAAUGAUGAAUUGUUCAUUGAGAAUAAUGACUUUUGUUGAAAAAAGUAAAAGCAAAGCAGCACAAUUACUUAUAGAAGCUUCUGAACUAUUAAUAGUCCUUUAUAAAUGUCCAAAUAAUUCUAUAAAACCUUAUUUAGGACUAUAUGCCACUACAUUUGCUAAUUUUUUAAAAAAGUGUUUAUCAUCUGUAUGUCAAAUAUCUACUGACACUUCUCUAUUUGAUAAAAAUUAUUAUAUACCAUUUCACAAACUUGAAAAGUGUUCAAGUUUAUUCAAACAAAAUAAAAGUGAUUUUGAUAUUAUAUGUCGUUAUAUUAUAGAAGAUUUAAUUGAACUUGUUUCAGUAGAAAUUAAUUUUGUUGGAGUAAUUAUGAAACAUUAUUUUAAUGUAAUUUUCAAUAUGAUGGAUGUAUGUUCACCUGACGAAAUGAAGAAGUUAAUGUUGAAUAUUCAAGGACCCUCUUUGCUGAUGUUAACAAAUGCAUACAAAGAAUACAGAUCAAAUGUUAGAUUUACUGGAAGACUUUAAAUUGUUAGUUGUUUAAUCUUUUAAAUUUAAAGUUCUUUUAUCAUUAAAGUGUUCGGUGAAUAUUAUUAUGUAUAUGUCCAACUAAUA